GCUGCGGGGCCGGGGCGGGGGGACUCAGCUCCGGCAGCGGCCCCCGGAGUUUGGGGAGGCGGGCGCCAGCCAGACUACAGCUCCCAGGAUGCUUCGGGCGGAUGGACUACACUUCCCGGGAUGCUCCACACUUCCCGGGAUGCUCCGCGGCCCGCGGGGACGGGACUGAGCCUGCGCGCGGAGCCUGGGGCGGGGCCGCGGCAGCGGCCGGGGAGCGCGGGAAGUCCGGAUCCCCGCGCGCGGAGUCCGGAGCAUGAGCCUGGAGCGUGAGCUUCGCCAGCUAUACAAGGGCAAGACCAAGGCCCAGAGGAGCGGGCAGCUGCGAGAGGAGGCCGCCCUCUGCCACCAGCUGGGGGAGCUCCUGGCCAGCCAUGGCCGCUACGCGGAGGCCCUGCGGGAGCACCAGCAGGAGCUGCAGCUCCUGGAGAGCGCCAACGACCCCCUGGGCUGCGCUGUGGCCCACCGCAAGAUCGGAGAGCGGCUGGCAGAGAUGGAGGACUACUCCGCUGCCCUGCAGCAUCAGCACCACUACCUGGAGCUAGCCCGUUCCCUGUCUAACCACAUCGAGCUGCAGAGGGCGUGGGCCACCAUUGGCCGCACCCACCUGGACAUCUAUGACCACUGCCAGUCACAGGAUGCGUUGCUGCAGGCACAGACUGCCUUUGGGAAGAGCUUGGCUAUUGUGGACGAGAAGCUGCAGGGGACAUUGCCCAAGCGAGAACUGAGUGAGAUGAGGACCCGACUCUAUCUUAAUCUGGGCCUCACCUUCGAGAGCCUGCAGCAGAUGGCCCUGUGCAACGACUACUUCAAGAAGAGCAUCUUUCUCGCUGAGCAGAACCACCUCUACGAGGACCUAUUCCGUGCCCGCUACAACCUGGGUGCCAUCCACUGGCGCAGAGGGCAGCACUCCCAGGCCAUGCGCUGCCUGGAGGGGGCCCGGGAGUGCGCACGCAUCAUGAAGAAGGAGUUCAUGGAAAGCGAAUGCUGCCUGCUCCUCUCACAGGUCCUCCAAGACCUGGGGGAUUUCUUGGCUGCUAAAAGAGCCCUGAAGAAGGCCUACAGGCUGGGCUCCCAGAAGCCUUUGCAGAAGGCAGUGAUCUGCCGGACUCUCAAGCAUGUGCUGGCAGUGGUCCAGCUGCAGCAGCGGCUGGAGGAGGCUGAGGGCAGUGACCCUCAAGGCGCCAUGGGCAUCUGUGAGCAGCUGGGGGACCUAUUUUCCAAGGCAGGCGACUUCCCCAAGGCGGCCAAGGCCUACGAGAAGCAGCUACAUUUCGCAGAGCUGCUAAACAGGCCAGGGCCUGAGCUGGCUGUCAUCCACGUGUCCCUGGCUGCCACCUUGGGAGACAUGAAGGACCACCGCCGGGCUGUGCACCACUAUGAGGAGGAAUUGAGAUUGCGUGACGGCAAUGCCCUGGAGGAAGCCAAGACCUGGUUGAACAUUGCGCUGUCCCGAGAAGAGGCUGGCGAUGCCUAUGAGCUCCUGGCGCCGUGCUUCCAGAAGGCUCUCAGCUGUGCCCAACAGGCCCAGCAGCCCCAGCUGCAGAGGCAGGUCUUGCAGCACCUCCACACCGUGCAGCUGAGGCUGCAGCCCCAGGAAGCUCCUGGCGUUGAAGCCAGAUUGCAGGAGCUGAGUGUUGCCAACGAUGGGGAGGACCAGGACCAGGACCAGGACCAGGACGAGGAGGAAGAGGGGGAUGACCACACCCUGGAGGCCAGCGAGGUGGAGCUCUCAGAGAGCGAGGAUGAGAUGGAGGAGGAGCUCCAGAGCUGCCGGGGUCGGCGGAGACUGACUGAGUGGAGUCGGCGCAAUGACGUGGGGGAGACCAUGCUGCACCGAGCCUGCAUCGAGGGCCAGCUGGGCCGUGUCCAGGAUCUCGUGAGGCAGGGCCACCCCUUGAACCCUCGGGACUACUGUGGCUGGACACCCCUGCACGAAGCCUGCAACUACGGGCACCUGGACAUUGUCCGCUUCCUGCUGGACCAUGGGGCUGCAGUGGAUGACCCAGGCGGCCAGGGCUGUGAGGGCAUCACUCCCCUGCACGAUGCCCUCAACUGUGGCCACUUCGAAGUAGCAGAGCUGCUCAUUGAGCGAGGGGCCUCAGUCACCCUCCGAACCAGGAAGGGCUACAGCCCACUGGAGACGCUGCAGCAGUGGGUGAAGCUGUAUUACAAGGAUCUGGACAGCGAGACACGAGAGAAGGCUGGCGCCAUGGAGAGGCUGCUCCAGGUGGCCUCCUUGGGCCAAGCUCCCCACAGCUCCCUGGCUCCCCAGACCUUCCUAAGUAACCAUCUCUUUGACCCUGAGACCUCUCCUCCCUCAAGCCCCUGCCCAGAACCCCCAGAGACUUCUCAGGCCAGUGCCAGGGUCUCCCAGGGGCAGGCGGUGCCAGCUGUGGCCAGGCCUCGGAGGAGCAGGCACGAGCUGGCUAGCAGUAGCAGCUCGGAGGGCGAGGACAGCAUGGGCUUCCCCCAGCCGAUCCAGAAGAGGCCUCGGCACUCUGCCCCAGCACAGCAGACCAAGGCCCGGAUUCCUGGCCCCACCAGCAACAGGGAAGCAGCCACAGCGAGUGCCGGCCGGGCAGCCUAUGUGGCAGCCAUCCGAGGUGUGGGCAGUGCCCAGAGCUGCCGCCGGGGGCCUGGUGCACCUCGAGGUGCAGGCGAGGCCCCCGUCCCCCAGGCAGCGCUCAUCCCCGAGGAGGAGUGCCCGGCUGAGGACUGGCUGGAAGACGACUUGCUGCUGACCCAGAGCCACCGGGGCCGCCGCCUGCCCCGCCCCCAGGGCGGUGGGGACAGCGCCAGGCACUGUGCCUUGGAAUCGGGCAGAGACAAGAGCCCUGUCAGGCUGCAGGCCCAGGCCAGGCAGAGCCAGCUGCCCCAUCUCAAGAGUCGGAGUGCGCAGGUUGCGGCAGGUGGAGACCACAGCUCGGCUGCAGAGCCCCCACAGAGCCCCGACGUCCCCAGGGCCUCAGGGCCCAGCGGGGAGACCCCUGUGGCAGGCCAGCCCUCGGGUCCGGUCCUGCCCCCUCCCAUCCGGGUUCGAGUUCGAGUUCAGGAUAAUCUUUUUCUCAUCCCUGUCCCACACAGCAGGGAAGCCCACUCUGUGGCCUGGCUGGCUGAACAGGCUGCCCAGCGCUACUAUCAGGCCUGUGGGCUGCUGCCACGGCUCACCCUACAAAAGGACGGGGCCCUCCUGGCCCCACAGGACCCCAUUCCUGACGUGCUGCAGAGCAAUGAGGAGGUGUUGGCUGAAGUGACUUCGUGGGACCUCCCCCCACUCACUGACCGCUACCGCAGGGCCUGCCAGAGCCUGGAGCAAGGGGAGCACCAGCAGGUGCUGCAGGCCAUGGAGCGCCACAGCUCAGGCCCCUUGUUCAGUGCCUGCUCCCUGGCCCUGCGCCAGGCCCAGCUCACGCCCCUGCUACGGGCCCUCAAGCUGCACACAGCACUCCGGGAGCUACGCCUGGCAGGGAACCGGCUAGGGGACGGAUGUGCCGCCGAGCUACUGGCUGCCCUGGGCACUGUGCCCAACCUGACCCUCCUCGACCUGUCCUCUAAUCAUCUGGGCCCUGAAGGCCUGCGCCAACUUGCCAUGGGCCUCCUGGGGCAGACCACCUUGCAGAACUUGGAGGAGCUGGACUUAAGCAUGAACCCUCUUGGGGAUGGCUGUGGUCAGGCCCUGGCCUCCAUUCUGCAGGCCUGCCCCUCGCUCAGCACCCUGCACCUCCAGGCUUGUGGCUUUGGCCCCAGCUUCUUCCUGAAGGCAGCCCUAGGCAGCGCCUUCCAAGGAUUACACAGCAGUGCUGAUGGCCACAUGGAGCUGACAGAGGUUCUGGGCCCUGGUGCAGAUGCCAAGCACCUGAAGACGCUGUCCCUGUCCUACAACGUCCUGGGCACCUCCGCCCUCGCCCAGGCCCUGCAGAGCCUGCCCACCCACACCCUCCUGCGCCUGGAGCUCAACUCCGUGGCAGCCAUAAAGAACGACACCAGCUUGGUGGAGCCCCUGGUCAGAUACCUGACCAAGGAAGGCUGUGCUCUGGCACACCUGAGCCUGUCUGCAAACCACCUGGGCGACAAGGCAGUGAGAGACCUAAGCAGAUGUCUCCCUCUCUGCCCCUCACUCGUCUCGCUGGACCUGUCUGCCAAUCCUGAGAUCAGCUGUGCCAGCCUGGAGGAGCUCCUAUCUGCCCUCAAGGAGCGACCCCAAGGCCUCAGCUUCCUCAGCCUGUCAGGCUGUGCCGUCCAGGGCCCCUUGGGCCUGGGCCUCUGGGACAAGAUCACCGCGCAGCUGCAGGAGCUGCAGCUGUGCAGCAGACGCCUCUCCGCUCAGGACCGGGACACUUUGCGCCAGCUGCUGCCCAGCCAUCCGGGCCCUGGUGCAUGCACCCUGGACCGCGGCCCCAAGCUCUUCUUCAGGCGCCUCUGACGGCGCCGCCCCGUCCCCCUCCUCCAGGAAGCCCUAAUAAAUCAGAGCGGCUGCUGCCGCAAGGCCCAAGGCGGGUGUCCGCUUUGCU
This is a messenger RNA of Equus quagga, 4511 nucleotides long. RefSeq names its product tonsoku like, DNA repair protein (gene TONSL). Gene Ontology annotation, molecular function: protein binding. The transcript has 26 exons. The record is from RefSeq and is a predicted model, not a curated record. NCBI's taxonomy places the organism in Eukaryota, Metazoa, Chordata, Mammalia, Perissodactyla, Equidae. The coding region runs from base 254 to 4423 and encodes 1389 amino acids.